Messenger RNA from Nicrophorus vespilloides, 1944 nucleotides. RefSeq names its product synaptic vesicle glycoprotein 2B-like. The coding region runs from base 180 to 1706 and encodes 508 amino acids. Gene Ontology annotation, molecular function: transmembrane transporter activity. The record is from RefSeq and is a predicted model, not a curated record. Gene Ontology annotation, cellular component: membrane. The transcript is spliced from 6 exons. Gene Ontology annotation, biological process: transmembrane transport. NCBI's taxonomy places the organism in Eukaryota, Metazoa, Arthropoda, Insecta, Coleoptera, Silphidae.
AGAAAAUUAAUGUUAUGUGCAUGAGUAUUUUUUAACUGAAUCACCGAAUACUAUGCUAGUCACGUUUUCGUCAUUGAGCUUUGCAAUGCUAAACCUUGUGUACAUAGUGAUAGGGCAUUGAAGAUAGAAAGUGAAUAUUCCACAAUGAAUAGUAGAUUUUAAGGAGUCCAACAAGAAAGAUGGGUUUCGACGUAAUACCGCUUACAAAGCACACCUUCGAAGAUGCCGUGUCGCUCACUGGAUAUGGAAAGUUCAACCUGCAGAUUCUUUUUGCAUCCGGAGGAUGUCUUAUGAUGGUAAUAAUAGAAACAAUGUCGAUGAUGUUCAUAAUACCAAGCGCUCACUGCGACCUCAAUUUAAACUUAACUACGAAAGGACUUCUAUCAGCUAUCAGCUUUCUUGGUUCCGUCUCAAGUUCGCAUAUGUGGGGCUUCAUCGCCGACACCAAAGGCAGAAGAAACGUGCUCAUCAUCAGCAUGGUGAUGAGCUGCGUAACUAGUAUAAUAUCGAGCAUAACCCCAUACGACUGGAUGUUCAUCCUGAUCAGAUUCAUAAACGGAUUCUUUGUGGGUGGAAGCUCGGCUGUGGUUUACGCUUACGUUGGAGAAUUCCACGAUAAAACGCACAGACCCAAGGUGGUUUCUUGGAUAACAACAUUCGUUGCUUUUGGAAACAUGGUAAUCCCAGGUCUGGCUUGGCUGAUCCUUCCACUAGACUUCCACUUCAAUCUCUUCAUCUUAGAGCACGGCUUUCGGCCUUGGAGGUUAUUGGUCAUUUGCAAUAGUCUACCAAGUCUGUUCUUCGCUUUCUGGUUGUUGCGUUUACCGGAAAGCCCGAAAUACUUAAUAGCUAGAGGAAAGUGCCAGGAAGCUCUGGAAAUCUUAAAAACGAUGUACGCUGUGAAUACGGGAAACCCGCGGGAUGAGUUUCCAGUGACAGAGAUCAAAUCCGAGGAAGACUUGGAGAGCAAUCUGAAGAUAGAUGGAGUUCUGACCACAAUGUGGAAACAAACAGCACCACUAUUUCAAACACCAUAUCUACUAAAAACACUAAUGGUCUGCUUCUUACAAUUCGGAACUUUCUUUUCGUCAUCAGGUCUAAUAAUGUGGUUUCCAGAAUUAUUAAAUCAGAUGACUAUUUUCGCAUCGAACAAUCCUGGUAGACCAAUUCAGUUAUGCACAUCAGUAGCUUACUCCAACUACAUUACAAACGCCACCGCAUUGGCAGACAUUUGCAUUGAUUCUGUGGAUACAACAACUUUCGUAACAACUUUAAUCGUCGCAGUGCUUUUUGCUGUAAUGUACAUCGUCAUUGGAAUCAUAAUAAACAUAAUUGGUGGCAAGAAACUCUUGAUAACUCUAAUCACCAUAGCCACGGCUUGUGGUCUCGCUGCCCCAUACAUUGAAGGAGAAAUUCCUUCCAUAGCUUUAAUAGGAAUCUUCUUAACAGUAGCUACAUGCGUUGGUAUCAUAAACGCAAUUGUCGUAGAACUGUAUCCCACUCAGCUAAGAGCCAUGGCUUUAUCAAUCUCGUUGAUGUCUGGACGUAUUGGGGCUGUGGUUGGAUCAAACGCCGUCGGACCUCUGAUCUACAACCUAUGCGAAUACAUGUUUUACAUAUUCACCGUUGAUCAUUUGCUGUUGAUACUAAUAGUUGUGUUGUUACCAUCGCCAUCCAAACAAAAGAUGAUACAACCGAAAGUCUAAAUAUAAUAUACAUAAUAAUUUAUUGCGAAAUAAGUCUACGCCUUGAACAAUUUAAAUUUCUUAAAAUAUUUUUGGAUCUCCUCUUUGGGAUACGGCUUGGCCGCAAUGCAAGUUGGAAUAUUCUCGGGCUGCUCGAACCACAGUUUGUGCUUCACAUCCGCCUCCUCCAGCUUAGAUUUAAGACCCAUCAAAGAGCUCUCGUCGCUCGCUUCAAGAACUACAGUGUGCAUGUUAUCCA